AUGUACACUGCAUUUUGUACUCGACGUGGCCUACGGUCCAAUGUGAUCAAGCUCGACGUGCAAGACGGGCCUUCAGAUGAUCGCCUGAGCGAAGCAGUCUUAGAGAUCGACGCAGACGGAGCGUAUGAUCUUUUGAGAACUGAGUCUGGGGUCCAUAGGGUGCAGAGAGUGCCGGCCACGGAGACCAAGGGUCGUACCCAUACAAGUGCGGUCAGCGUGAUGGUUCUUCCCAACUUCCCAGAGGCAGGGGCCGGUAUGGACAGUGCUUUAAAUUUCGACGACCCAAACAGUGACUACUAUGUUGAUCCCCAGGAAGUCCGCACUGAGAAGAUGCGCGCAAGCGGAGCCGGAGGUCAGCAUGUAAACAAGACCGAGUCAGCUAUCCGGUUGACUCAUAUACCCACUGGAAUUGUCGUUUCAAUGCAGGAUUCCCGGUCUCAGCACGCGAAUCGGAAAAAGGCAUGGCAAUUGCUACGAGCAAAAUUGGCUGAGGCUAGACAAGAAGCUCGUGAGCAGGAACUCGUUGAGUUGAGAAGAGGUGUUCUUGGAGGCGUCGCUCGGAUGGGUCGUGGUGACAAAAUCCGCACAUACAAUUAUGGACAGAGUCGUUGCACUGACCACCGUAGCGGCAUUACAGUGCACAAUCUGGACAAUGUUCUUGAUGGCGGCGAAAGUCUUGAGACUGUAAUGGAUAGUGUCAGAACCUGGCUGGCUGAUCGGGAGAUAGCAGCCAUAUCUGCAGAAGAUUCGAUAAAUGCCGUCGGGGAGUAA
Messenger RNA from Aspergillus viridinutans, 771 nucleotides. RefSeq names its product putative mitochondrial translation release factor (RF-1). The coding region runs from base 1 to 771 and encodes 256 amino acids. Gene Ontology annotation, molecular function: translation release factor activity. The transcript has a single exon. NCBI's taxonomy places the organism in Eukaryota, Fungi, Ascomycota, Eurotiomycetes, Eurotiales, Aspergillaceae. Gene Ontology annotation, biological process: translational termination. The record is from RefSeq and is a predicted model, not a curated record.